This is a messenger RNA of Phlebotomus argentipes, 1873 nucleotides long. RefSeq names its product LIM and SH3 domain protein Lasp. The transcript has 7 exons. Gene Ontology annotation, cellular component: actin cytoskeleton; plasma membrane. Gene Ontology annotation, molecular function: actin filament binding. Gene Ontology annotation, biological process: actin filament bundle assembly. NCBI's taxonomy places the organism in Eukaryota, Metazoa, Arthropoda, Insecta, Diptera, Psychodidae. The coding region runs from base 53 to 1543 and encodes 496 amino acids. The record is from RefSeq and is a predicted model, not a curated record.
CAGCCAUCACGCAGUUGAGUUGCGCGUGUGGUGAAGAACGUGAGGCCCCGCGAUGGCCAGCAAGGAGCCGAAAAAGUGCAAGCGCUGUGACAAGGAUGUGUUCCAUAUGGAGCUCCUUAAGGCGGAGCGCGCCUUCUGGCAUCGCGCCUGCUUCAAGUGCGCCGAGUGCGAUAAGCAGCUGCGGAUGGACACGUACCAGAGCCACGAAGGAGUUCUCUACUGCAAGCCCCACUUUCGAGCCCUCUUCGAGCCGCGCCCCGUCAAGGAGGCCCCAGAGAAUGCGCAACCGCGCAAGCUCGAGGUGAUCGUGCGCGAGAAUCAGCCGGCUGAGCUGCCGCCGGACGUGGUGCGGUCGAGCGACAAGCCCAGCCUCGGCCUUGAGGACUUGCAGACCGUGAAUCUUCGCGCUCGCUACCAGAUGUUCGAGAAGGGUGGCCCCGAGAAGGCCCAGCGCUCCGAUGCGCCGCCACCCACCAAAGCCGCCGUCAAUGCUCGCAUUGCGAACUUGGAGACGGGUAAAGGAGCUUCGGAGGACGGCGAAGGAGAAUCCAGCGAGGAGGAGGGUGGUGGCGGAAAUUUCACGGAGCGCCUCGGUGUGCGUGAGAUGCGUGACAUCCGGCGCCGCUUCGAAGACGGCCACAUGGCGCGUGAGGAGCGUCGCGAGGAGCGCAAACAGGAGAUCCAGAACAUCCGUUCGCGCCUCUUCAUGGGCAAGCAGGCGCGCAUCAAGGAGAUGUAUCAGCAGGCCGUGGCCGAGAGCGAGGCGACGACUACUGCGCAGGCCAAAGACGUGACCGUGUGUCAGGAGGCACGUAACAUCCGGGAGCGCUUCGAGCGCGGCGAAGUGUUCGCUCAGCGCCAGGCGCCUUCUGGUGACGACGUAAGUGAAUUGGUGCAGCACGGAUUGGCCAAGGCCAGUCGUAGCAUCUUCCAGGAGCUGGACACCGGCGGACCGCCGCCGCCACAGCGGCCGGUGCAGCGAUCUGCGUCGCAACUGGUGACGCCGCCGGCGGACGUGCGCAGUGACUCACACCAGGACUCCGUGAAGGUGGAGACGGCUGAAAUCGGCUCUCGCUUCCGAUUCUUCGAGACAUAUCAGCCGAAGGAGCAUCAGCGGCGGGAGUUCCGCAUCACGCCGCCACGUGAAGGCGUCGUGCGCAUGCCAUCGCCCGAGAAGCCCGAGUACGCCGAGUGGCCGCGUGUGGAACUGGAUGACGAGGCGCGCUGCACAGCAUCGAAGAUGCUCAACAUCUUCCGGCAGAUGGAAUUGGAAGAAGAGUCGCAGGACUCCAGGCCACCAAAGCAACUCACGCCGGAGCGCAAUGGCCAGGAAGCCAAGGCGGCACAGCUGCGAUCCAAGUUCGAGAACUGGGACUUUGAGGGUGUUCAGCGCACUCCCAGCACUGUAAAGUUGCUUGAGGAUGACGCCGGAGAGUCGCAGAUCGAGAGCACGAAGAGCCUUUCGGCCAAAUUUGAGUCGCUGCGCGAUGAAAGCAACGUCUAUCGGUCACGUCAGAUGAUCAAAGUCAAUAGAUUUGUGUGACUGGAGAGUGACGACGAUGAAGCUGAAGAGUUGAAGAGGCGAUAAUAAAGAAGCUAAAGAAAUUAUAUUUGGAGAAUCUCUUUGGAUUUCCGCCUAGAAGAGUGAAGUGCUCGCAUUCGAUUACAGCUGAAGUCGUGAAUAAUUGAGAAGGUGUUCACAUGUGAACAUUCAAUUUUUGAAGUGCUCCAUUUCCCCUGUUUCAUAUCUCAAAGUCAGUACAUAUUGGUACAUAUGAAUUCAAGAUCUGUGAGAGCUUUUCGCCUGUGGUCCCAUAAAGUGGGAAAAUAUUGAGGAUAUAAAGAAUAAAGAUGAAUGUUUUACUGCAGAAAA